AUCGUGCAUGGGGCGGGCUUCGCGACCUGAGAUCCUCGGUAGAGGCGGGCGGUGACGGGCUUCGUGGCCCGGCCACUGCCGGCGAUGGGUAGGGGCCCGCGGGGACUCCCGCGAAGUUUGGGAGCUACGUGUCCGAAGGGCAGGGGUCCACCUCCCUCCCACUCUCGGCGCCGCACCAGCGCCGGAGGUUCCCAGCAGGUCGUCGCUGGGCCCUCGGAUGUCGCCGGGACUGGGCCUGAACGCGGGGGAGCUCGGCGGCGGACCGGAGGAGCGUGGGAAGGAGGGAGAACUGCGAAGGGGGCGAGUGAUGGAGGGCCACUAGCAACGAGCCAGUCUCCGGCUGGAGUUACAGAGGGGCCAGAAAUAAAGCAGGAGGCGGGGCUGGGGCAGCGCUUGGCCCGACGGAGAAAGAAGACAAAAUCCCGUUGCGCGCUAAAACACCUGUUCUUCUCCAGUCCGGGAGCCCUGUUGGUGAAGGGGCUGGCGGCUUUGCUCUGUUGGGGGUCAUAGACUUCUAGGCACAGCCUGUCAACUAGCGCAUGCAUGGAGGCGUCAGCGGGGACCAAAGCGGUGCAGCUGGCUUAACCCACACAAGCUGGAGUGUAGGCAGGGGGCCAGCAAACAGGCAAACAGGCUCCAGUGGGAGCCCAUCGCUACGGCCCCGGGUGAUUGUGGUUCACUUCGCAGGUGCACGGGCUGGCGCCGUGGUGUGGGUCCCUGCUCAUGCUGUGGGUUGUAGACACAGCUCUCGCUCUCCGUUACAGUCUGACGUAUUAAAGUCAUGCUGGGAUUGUGUCAAGAAUGUGAUUCGGCCCCAGAAGCCUGAGGAUCAAGCUCUUUUUGGUUUAACCGGGGAUUUUUUUUUUUUUCUUUCGUGGAGCUACAAUUUACUCACAUAUAAAAAGGGAAGAAUAGAUCUGAGCUAUGGUUACUCUGGCAGAGAUAAAGGGUUGGAUAAAGUGAUAGCUCUGAUGUGCUGUGGGGUCUUCGCCUAAGAAGGGCUUUAUGAAAAGAAGCUGCAAAGAUGGUGUGGGCACUAGCAGUUCCGCAUUGUGGAAUCUGAUGGGCAACGCCAUGGUGAUGACGCAAUAUAUCCGCCUUACUCCAGAUAUGCAAAGUAAACAGGGUGCCCUCUGGAACCGGGUGCCAUGUUUCCUGAGAGACUGGGAGUUGCAGGUGCACUUCAAAAUCCAUGGGCAAGGGAAGAAGAAUCUACAUGGGGAUGGCUUGGCAAUCUGGUACACAAAGGAUCGGAUGCAGCCAGGGCCUGUGUUUGGAAACAUGGACAAAUUUGUGGGGCUGGGAGUAUUUGUAGACACCUACCCCAAUGAGGAGAAGCAGCAAGAGGCCCAGAAGAGGCGAUAUUCUCCAGGAGUACAGCGGGUGUUCCCCUACAUCUCAGCCAUGGUGAACAAUGGCUCCCUCAGCUAUGAUCAUGAGCGGGAUGGGCGGCCAACAGAGCUGGGGGGCUGUACGGCCAUUGUCCGCAAUCUCCAUUAUGACACCUUCCUUGUGAUUCGCUAUGUCAAGAGGCAUUUAACGGUAAUGAUGGACAUCGAUGGCAAGCAUGAGUGGAGGGACUGCAUUGAGGUGCCCGGGGUCCGCCUGCCCCGGGGCUACUACUUUGGCACCUCCUCCAUCACCGGGGAUCUCUCAGACAACCAUGACAUCGUUUCCCUGAAGUUAUUUGAGCUGACGGUGGAGAGAACCCCAGAAGAGGAGAAGCUUCAUCGAGACGUGUUCUUGCCCUCGGUGGACAACAUGAAGCUGCCUGAGCUGACAGCCCCGCUGCCGCCCCUAAGUGGCCUGGCUCUCUUCCUCAUUGUCUUCUUCUCUCUGGUGUUUUCCGUGUUUGCCAUUGUCAUUGGGAUCAUACUGUACAACAAGUGGCAGGAACAGAGCCGAAAACGUUUCUACUGAGCCCUCCUGCCGCCACCUCCGCUGUGGCUGUCCCCAUGAGGUGUGGGAGGAACAGGCGCUGGCCUGACCACACAGCCCAGUGGUCUUCUCCAUUCUUCAGCAGCCGGUCAGGGACUGUGUUCUGUCACUGGAGCUUUGAGUUCAGGGACACUGUAUUCCCAUGGUCAUCUGUGAGGACCUCUGACUCUGGUUCAGGAAGCCCACCCACCCCAGGGCAAUGCUGCUGUGAUGUGCCUUUCCCUGCAGUCCGUCCACUGGGAGCUCAGAGGGUGGAGAUAGGAUCUCCUGGUAUGAUGCCAAGAUCACAGAAAAGAACUUCAUAACCCAGGAUGCCUUGGUGUUGGACUCAGGACACCCGUGCUUCUCACUUAAAUCUGCAAAGAAUGGAAAACUCCUCAUACCUUCCCGCCAUCCAUUCAUUGGUUUUUGCUUUUGUCUAAGCCUCUGUCCACCUGAGCAGCUCUCCUUGGAAACCUGGGUGGAAACUUCUCCCUCCUUUUACUGUCCUCUUCACAUGCAGCCUGAGAUCGAGAAGACCUUCCAUGCCUGUCUGUCAGAGCCAGGGCUGCAGAACAAACAUGUUGCACUGACCCUCAUUAGGUGUCCGCAGGGAAGGCUUUCUGCUUUGGCCCGCUGCUCUAGCCUUUGCUUGUCCACGUGGAUCCUGGAUCUCUUGGCGUGUUUGUGAUCUUCCCAAUGAGGCCCUUCCAUUCAGCCCUCAGUCUGUUCGGCUGGAAGUUGGUGUGCAAGUCAAGAGAAGCUUGGAAGAUCCCGUGGAUGAGUGGGCUGAACUGUGACACUGACCUGCUCCAGGUUUUGACACCAGAAGCAACAUUUGCUGAGUGACCCGACCACAUGGAGAUGUUUCUGGACCGACUGGAGCCUGCUUAGCUGCAUGUUUUGUGUCUGUCAUGGUCUUUGGAACCCUACUUUGAGUGUUCAAAAUGUAAGAAAACUUCUUUCUUAUAGUCUCGGCCUGGAUACUCCCCAGGAGGAAAUCGGGCUUCUUUUUCUUAAUGGAUAAGUAAGUUGCUGUUCUCGUGUUGCAAAUCUGGGUCAAUAGGCCUUUGUCAUCUGUGCCUGGAAGAGUUCAUUGUCAUUGAGCAAUAGAGCCUGAGUGUCAUCCUCCAGGGAUUAGCCCUUAUUCACUGCCUAUUGGACAAGGGGUCACACACCGCUCCACUCACCCAUCUGCCUAUGAUGAGAUUGGUUGAUAGAGGGCCCAGAGCUGAGCUCUCCUAGCCUGUGCUUCUGUAGCCUAAGGGAGAUUCGUAAAAUGGCUGAUGGAACCCAACACGAGCUUCUGACUGCGUGUUCUUCCUUCUGGGCGUGGGUUUAGGAAGGCUCCAGGCCUUUUUGCUGAGCCCGUCAGUCCUUGCUCUGACUUCCCUCCAUUGUGAAAUCCUCAGCUCAACCCAGAAGGAAAGGAGGGUUGCCUUGGCUGGGUCUGGUCUCUAUCCUCUUGGGCAGGGGUCCUCAAACUUUUUAAACAGGGGGCCAGUUCACUGUCCCUCAGACCGUUGGAGGGCCGGACUAAAAAAAACUAUGAACAAAUUCCUAUGCACACUGCACAUAUCUUAUUUUGAAGUAAAAAAACAAAACGGGAACAAAUACAAUAUUUGUAUUUGCAUGUGGCCCGCGGGUCGUAGUUUGAGGACCCCUGCUCUCGGGCUUGCUUAUAGCCUUCCAGGUGCUUAAUUAGGGCAUCACAGGCAGUAACUCCCCUGCAGGUGGGAUUAGGCGGGCUCUGCCUAACGCCUUCCCACCACAGUAGAGCAGCUCCGAAGUGCCAGGGGACCAACUGAUUGAGCGCUUGGCCUUGGGACCAGGUAGAACUGAAAAAGCAAAUGGUUCUUUUGUCUUCUUUGAGGUCAAGGGGAGAUUGGUCCCUGUGGUGGAGGACCUAGGUGGGCUCCUGAGGGGAAGCAUGUGAGUGUGAAUGCAGAUUUGUCGGUUUUGUGUGAUUUCAGCUCAGGUUCAGGGCCGCCUUCUGACUAGACAUGGGGUGUUCUGUCCUAACUCUUGUAUUUUGUCCUGGAAACAAAUGUUUGCCCCUGUAAAUGGGGCUGGAUGUUGUUCUGGCCACUGCACCGCAGGUGUGUCCUGGAGGAGGGUUCGUGGUGUGGCUCCAGUGGCUCACCCCAUGGGGCCAUUCUCUCUUCACUGCCACCCUUUCCCUCUGUUUCCCUCUGACUUCAGAGCCUCUUCGUGUGGAAGAGACAGAAGAUGGAGGUAGUGCCAAAGGCGACACUGCUUCCUGUCCCUGGGAGUCUUGUCCGAAAGGCUGGCCUUUCAUAUGGUCUUCAACACCCCCUCCCCCCGCCCCCAAAUUACAAAGUGGCUUUGUUACAAAGCUUGUUUAUUUCAGUGGAAAAUUACAGCCUUGCCUUUCUUGAUGGAAGUGGUUUCUCAGCAGAAUGGCCAGAAUAUCCCUAGCCCCUUGCUGUCCUAGAAGAUAGAAAUAAGGAAUUGGCAAGAAGCUCUAGGUUAGGGCUGACGGUGGGCAAAGAAAAGCCAGGCAAACCUGGCCAAAUUAGCCUUGUGGGGCUGGGAGUUCUGGAAAAAUAUGUCGCAGGUGAUUCAUGUGUUCCUGCAGGAGUUUCAGCUGACGGCCUGUUGUAGACUCUAGGGUAGGGCGUGGGGUAGUGAGGUUGGAAGAGCUGGCCUUCCUGGUGUUCAGUGAAUUGAAGAUAUUGGUGAACAUAUUCUUAGGUGCAGUUAGCCGAAGCUCAGGUUUGAUCCAGCUCAUGGCCAAAUAGCCCUGGAGGAAAUAGGCAACAGUCAGCUGAAGGUAGCAACCAGAGGCUCUCUCCAGAGGCAGCCCAAGAGCAACCAGUGCUUCUGUCCCUGUCCCCAGGGGCAUCACUCACCGGAGCUGAGUACAUGAAGCUGAACAGCAUAAGCCCGAUAAUCAAUAUGAUUGACAUGAUUAUGAUUUUAAAGCGGUAGCGUUUCCAGAAAACAUAGCAGAAGUUUCUAAUAGGUGACUGAAACCAUGAGAGCAAGGUGUUGGUGCGCCUGUCCAUGAGCGUUGAGUCCGAGAAUGGAGGACAGAGGGGACCUUCAGAUCAAGUUUUCCAAGGCAAAGACCUUUCUUUUUUGAAAAGCUACUUCUGCCCCAUCUCCCCCUCUCCCCUUGGCUGUUCUCUCCCGACUGUGACAGCAUUGAGCUGAGGUGGUGAGAAGUAACUACCCCUCCACUGUGGCUACUGGCCACCCCCUGGGUAUACGGCCAGGCUCAGCAGCUCGGCUUUCUGAAUAGGGAGCCUUACGGGGGAGGGUGGAGUGUAGGGUAUUGGUUGGGCUCUGACUGGCCACGUCCUGCUGCCCUGAUUAAGGCUUCCUCCUCGGACAGAAUCUCCAGUGUCAUCUUCACUUUACCCUAGAAACACCGCAAGGGGUGGGAGGCUGAGUUAUGGUCGCAGGAACCUCUUCCCAGGACCCACAAAGGGAGAGGGAUUUAGGUACGGCCCCCAGGGAUUUAGAGCCAGUGAUGGGACACAGCAGUCCUGUGCAGUAGACACCUUCCCCAGUUCCUACCGACAAGCGCCACUUGCCGUCCUCGAGGACCUGGCAAGGCCACCAGCCGGUUGCAGUCCUCUUCUUAAAGAGGGAGAAGCGCUUGUGCUGGAGGAGGUGGGGCCACUUGGGGUCAGCAUCCAUCAUCCUGAUGGAGCACAGGCUUGGGUGCUGGGCCGGGAAGGGCAUGUCAGACAGAUCCAGCUCUAGGACCCCUGAGCCAAGAGAGAUGCAGUCGGCACAAAGGAGCUCCCUGUCCUGAGGUCAUAGGCCCAGGCCAGUAGCUCACCUAGGAAGUCAUCACUGGUGAAGAUGUCAUUGUCCCAGAUCUGGAUGAUGAGCCGGGCCGGAAACUUCAUCACCAUGGGGUCUAGGCUCCAUAUGUAGUCCUGAAGGAUGGCAAAGGAGUGUGUCACCGCCACUCCUAGGAGAGUCCCCUUGGCCCUCUGAGGAGCUCACACCUAGCGUGAUGGACUGUCCAGGAAGAGGGCUUCUGCCGAGGCCUCAUUCCAAGUGUUCUGGUGCAAUUGCAAGUCUCUGAAGGGAGGGGCAGGAAGAGAAGCCCACCUCCACGUUCAUUACCUUCACACUCAGGACGCACAUUUGCUCAGCCACCAAGUAGUCCAAGGUGAAGAUGAACCGCCAGUUGAAGAUGCCCUCGCCAGUCAGGGAUUGGUAGUGGAUGUCUGUCUUCUGCAUGUCCUUCUCUAGCCCGAAUAGCCACCUGGGGUCAGAGUCCUCUCACCUGGGCCCAUGUGCACUGUCCCCAGUCCCGAGCUGGAGCCUUUUGGGAAGGGCCGCCCAGUGGACGCCAGGUGCAGUGGAAGUGGGGAGAUGUCACCCCAGGACGAGGAGGACCCACAGGAAAGCUAGAACAGGACUUGGGGAGCUGUGCUGGAGCCCUGCACCUCUGCCUCACCCUUUGACGUAGAUGUCACUCAUCUUCUCGUUACUCAAAUUGACACUCUUCAGGUCCACGUGAGCAGUUUUCCAGAUAAUGCAGCGCAGCUCAUACCUGCGGCCGUGGCACCCUGAGCCUUCGCCAAGGACUCACUGCCCAGCAGCAGCCUCGGUGCGGGAGGCUGGCCUGGGUGGCCACCCUCCAUGCCCACUCACGCUGCACUGGCGGGAAGGGAGUCCCCAGCAUUCCCAGCAGAGGGAAGAUGCCAGCUGCUCGGUACUGGGAACCCUGGUGCCUGCCCCCAGGAAGUGCGCCCACACUCACCUUGUAGGCUGCCUGGGCCUGAUGUUGACUGGGGGGCCAGGAGGUCCCAUUUUCUUGGGGAAGAUGUCCACCCACAUUUGUAUCUUUCCCUGGAGCAGAGAUGGGUUAGCUGGCAGGGGUUCCUAGCCUGUCUUCUGUGCUGGUCUGGGAGCCCUGUUCCAGGUUCUUAGGUCUGUGGAGGCCAUGUUCCCAGCACUGAGAGGUGGGGUACAGUAUCUGAGAUGGAAAGACUUCAGACAGGAAGUCAGGCAACUGCCCAACAGUUUCCCCCUUUUCCUUUUUUUUGGCCUGGAGAAGAUGCAGUCAGGUUGGUAGGUAUGAUGACUUUAAGGCUAAUGGUCAUGGUGCUGGGACGUCUCUUGUAACGAGUUGGAGGGUUAAUGCCAUUUAGCAGGUGAUGCUAGAAGCUUCUAGAAAGCUCAGAAUGGUGUUGGGCUUUUAUUUAUUAGCCAGCUUAGUGGCCCUGAGUCAGAGUAAUCUAGAUUGCCAGGCCAGAUUUCCAGAUUGCUUUAGAAUGUGCAACCACAGCCCGAGGGUAUGAAGCUAUCACAAAGCACUGAGGUCUAAGAGGGAUGACACUGGUGGGGGAAAGGAAGAGGUGGAACUGCCAGCACUGGAAGAAAGAUAAACUUAGUCUUUCAAACUGUCUGACCUCAUUUUUAUUUUGUUUGAAAUUGACCUAAUUUUUUCUUUUGUUUUGAAAACAGGUUGAGUGAGAAUGCUUUUAAAAAAAUGCUGAGUAGAGAACUUUGUCUAGAAUGUGGUAUCAGCUUGAGAAAUGUAGAGUGAAGGGAGCCAUUCUGGUAGCUAGAGGGUGGGUGGUAAUAAGGCCCUUGAGAUUUUUAUUCCUUCUGCCCUGGGUUCCUGCAACUAAUAGCCAAACCAGAUGUGUGAUGUCUGCACAUCAAACCUGGUGCUGCUGCCCUGCCCUCCCUCAGGAGAGACUGAGGCAGGGUUGGCCUUGGCUGCCGGGGCGCCUCAGCACGUCCUACAGUUGACGCACAGCCUCAGUGUCCUGUACAUGACUUUUCCAGCUCUGACCCUCUCCGUUCUAAAUGGUAUCACUGGAACUUCUUGCUUACUAACAUGCAGGCGUGCAUGUCUUCUGCCCCUGCGCAUCUUUGAAAGCCCAGCUUCUCCUUUCCCUCCUGGGCUGUGUCCUAGAUGGGUGUGCCCCUGUCUUCCACUCCAGACCCUCCGGCCUCAUACCUGGUCAAUGCCUGGCUGGCUGCUGCUGUACAGCAUGCGGGUCUCUAGGUGCUCAGGUACCAGCCCCUGGGCGUGCAGGAGGUACAGUGCAAGGCGCUCCUUUUUGGGGCCCAAGUAACGAGCAGUAGGGGGCUGGGGCUCUAGAUUGAAAGGGGCAGGAGGGGAUCCUGAGGUCAGUAGUCUUCCCUUCUCCCAGGUAGGCCCCACCUUCCUCAUGCCCAGCCUGAAUGGUAGCCAUAGUUGCCCUCUGCAGGAGGAAGGAGAAAGAUGUGCCCUCUGGCAGCUCUUCCAUCCUGGAGCCUCCCUGGUUUCUGAGGCCUGGGCCUGUGCUUUCUGGCCACGUGCAGUGCUCACCAAAGCGCUGCAGCUUGAAUUUUUUCCCAUUGUAAAAAACAGAGUCACCAUCAGGGUUGAACAGAGGUGGAAGCAAUCCUUUGCGCUUGGCGUGGUGUUCCAGGAGGAAGCUUGGGGGCACCUGAUCCCGCCACCUAAAGGGUCCUGACCUGUGGGGAUGUGUGGGAGGAAAAGGUGUGGGGCCUGGACAGCUUUUGGCUGCAGGAUGACAGUAGUGGGGGCAGGGAGAGACAGGUUCAGGCCCUGGCUCCCAGCUAUGGGCUCCCUCCUCCACCCUUCUCUAUGCCCUGGCCUUUGGUCAGGCCCGCUCUUACUGGCAGUAUGAUUGGGAGAGCCCACAGCGAGCUCCAAAGCCAGACAGGAGUCGGUUUUCGAGGUCGAUGACUGUGGUGCCAAUCUUAUCAUCAGGUGAAAACAGAUCAAAGUCAUACAGCUCAAUCUCUAGGUCCUUCUCCAGGGGGAUGGUGCAGCUCAGUUCAAACAUCCUGGUGGGAUGGCGUUGGAGCCCACAGAGACCGAGCCCAUGUUACCUACAUGCUUCCCCCCAGCAUCUCUGCCCCUGGGCCGUGCUCCAGCCCCUGGUUUGGUCCUGUGACUGUGGAGAACAGAGCCCGGAGGGCUGUUGUCUGCUAAUAACCAUCACCAUGUGUGGCAGGAAACAAGUGAUAGGCCUGUGGGUGGGACCUGGCUCCCUUCCCAAACAGCAUGUGAGGAUAGAACUGGGCCAUCCACCCGUUCAUCUCCCAUCUGGUGAGCACCUUUAGUGCGUACGGCUCCAUGAUAGGAACUGGGCGGCUAGAAGGGAAUGCAAGUUCUUUACUUCUGGGCUUUCUCCUGGCGCUGCAUGGGUGGGAGUGGAGGAGAGGGUUGGGCAAGUUGGGGCAGCUCACGUGCCAAAGAUGGGAUUCAGGGUGUUAGGCUGGUACAUGUCUCGGUUGCCAAGUUUUGUCUUUCCCAGUUUCAGGAUCACAUAAGGGUCACACUGGGGUUAGGCACAAGUGAGGGAAGGACAGGAAAUGGAGAGUCAGGCCAAGGAGGGCAGGAGUGGGGCAGAAAUGAGCCCCUUGCACCAGACAGAGCUUGUGGGGAGGGGGCAGUCUGGGUGGUAGCAGCCUGAGGGAGCUCUAGGACAUGGGCUUUAGGCAGGUGUGGAAGAUGGGCACUGCAGGUUUGGGCUGCUCAUUACCAGGCCAUUGUAGUCUUGGGGCUGCAGGUUGAGUGCUCGUACCACGUACACCCGCACCAGGCAUUGCUGAGGGAAGUCCUCUUUAUGAGGCCAAACCAAGAACUGGCGGGGGGGCUGGGGGGCUCCUGGGUUCUCAGGAAAGGGGUAGACACGGAAAAGGCCCUGUGUGUGUUUUGGGGAAAUUAGUGUUGACAGCCGGCUCUAUAGAACCCUCUAAGAGGUGCCCUGGCUGAGCUUAGAAGAGUGGGCAUGUAAGGGUAGUAAGGACAAAGGUCAUGUGGUCGGGGAGAGGCAGGCACAGCAGAGAUGCUGUACAGGGACCACUUGUGUUUAGGAGGCACUGGGCAAAGGAAUUGUGCUCGCCAGUCUCUGCUGAUGUGAACUCCCAUCUCAGCCCCAUCCCUUCAGGUCUGAACUUCUCUAAAGCUCCUGGGCCUUGGGAAAGUGCAUAGGCCAUAGCUGGGAUGAGACAGACCUUACCCUUCUGAACCCUGCAUAGGUCAGUCUGCUUCCCCACUUCCAAAAUGGUUUUUCAAGCCCUCCCUGCCCCAUCCUACAAAGAGCAUAUAGAGCCAGGGCUUUUAUUAGAGUCUUCUGUGGACAGAUGGGCAUGAGGAGAAGGGGCAGCUAAGCCAGGCUAGACACCCACCUUGAACUCUCCGACCACAGGGCUGUCUGACUUGGGCUGUUCCUGGUAGAGUUUGAAGGUCUGGCAGAAGUCCUGCAGGCCUUGGAAGGCUGGCACAGCCUCCAGCUCACAGUCAUACACCUGCAGGAGGGCGUGUGGGACCCAGGCUACUGGGGAGCAGGCCCGGGCUUGACCAGAGGGCCUUUCCUGGGAUUGGGGGUUGAGGGACCACCAGCUGCCAGGUCUUGUCCCCAAGCGUCUGCCCACUCAGCCCAGGGCAGCCUUGGUCCCUGAACGGGUGAGGCUGGUAGCCGUGUGGCCUGGAGUGGGGUGGCAAUGAGGAAACCCCCCCCACACCGUGGUUCCCAGAGGAAUCAGGGCUAGGUCUGCUGGCUGCCCAGCAGGUUUUAUUCCACCUCGGCAGUCUCCCUCCUGGGCUUCCAGACCUCCAGGGUGUGGUAGUCUUUGUCCUUGUACUUCGGGGACUUGCCGUCCCCUGUGGCCCAGAACAGCUUGCUCCACCAGUCCACCUCAUACUCGUCUUCAUCCUGAGGAAGAGAGGCAGCUGGCCUUCCUCUGCCCAGGCUCCUGCUCCCCUGCCUCCCAAGCUACCUGGGAUUGCUCCUGGUUCCCCUGGGCUGAGCCCACAUCACCUCGGCUUUGCUGGACUUGAAGCAGAACUUUUCAAUGAGGUCAUCUAGGAGCUGGGAAAGGAGAGGGCGUGAGUCGGGCAGAGCCGGGCACCCCACAGCCCACCCACCACCUGCCUCCUGAGAGGAGUGGGUAGAAGUCAGGGCUGACCGCACACAGGUCUUUCAUUCUGAGUUCGUCAGACAUGGGACUGGGGCAAGGAGGAGGGUGCGCCCAGUUCCUAUUCUCAUUGCCCACAGCUUCAGACUGAACCUGAACAGCAGGACCUCAGGGCCCACCCAGAUCUACUGCCUCAGAGUCUGCUUUUGCGCCAGAGGUCCCAAGGAUUCCUGUGCGUUCAGGUGACAAGCGCUGCUCUAGAGCAGUGGUUCUGAACCCCGAGAGCAUUGUAAUCACGAGGGGGGACGGGGGGGGGGGAUCUUGACAAUAAUGCUGACCCUGCGCCCUGCCCCCAGCAAUUCUGAUGGAGCUGGUCAGUGGCCUGGCUCAGAAUUUUUUAAAACUCAUGGGCAAUUCAAAUAUGCAGUCCAGGUGAGACUCACUGCUUUAGAAUUGUCAUGUACUGUUAGCCUCCCGCAGGUAGCAGAGCCCCUCAGGGACAAGGGCUGGGUCCUGGAAAUAGCGUGGGAGAAGGUGGGGCCUCAAGCCCAUCACUUACCUGGUGCUUGUUCACUGACAACUCUGUGGAGAAAGCAAUCGUGCAUCUCAGGAAGCGGAGGGCUCUGUCCCUCCCUGUGCCUACUUAUUGGUGAGGCCUGGGAAGGGCUAGGAGUAAGGACGUACUUGGAAGCUGUGGGGGCACGUAGUCCGAGGCCCAGGGGUCACAGAAGUAGGGCUGCAGGGAGUCAAUGUUGGCCUGACCCACCAGGGUCUGCUGGCCGAAGUCCUUAUUGUCCACCACCUUCAAUAUGAGGGGCAGCGCGUAGGCCUCCUCCGUGGGCAUGAACUGCAGCCCAGAGAGAGGCCCCGUGAGACCUCGCUUGAGGAGUGGGCUGCCCAGCCCUUGCCCGGGGCCUUCUUACCAGUGUGAGGAAGAGGACCGACUGGGCAAAGUUGGGGUUGGUCUGGAAGUCCCUGAUGGGCUCUGUCUGCCGGGCCUCUUCCCAGCACUCCACCAGCAGCUGGGGGGAAUGCACCUGCUUCAUGUUCCGGAGCCCCCAGACCAGGACCUGCCAGAGAGGGAGGGGUGACAGCACCUCUGUUGGGGGGGGGUCUGUGCUGGCAGUGAUGCGUCAGGGAGCACACAGGGCCAGUGGGCAGUGCUUGUCCUCAGCCUGGAUACUCCUCCCUCCUGAGGGAGGGGCCCUCUGGCCACUGUGACUGUCCUUCACUGCCCUCCACUGCCCUUAGGCAUUGUCUUUCCCUGUCUGGCCUCCCAUCAGUUCUCUGAGGAGGAAGUUCCCGAGGCCCCCACAAGCAGGGGGUACCCAGAUUUCUCAGGUUUCCUAAUGUCAGCUACUCAUUGCUGACUUGUCUUCCAUAGGGCGCCAUGCCAUUCAGUGGCCCACACCCUGUGAUUGCUCUCAGCUGGCAGACACUGAGCACCCAGGAGAUGCCCAGGCCCCUCCUGGUCAGGCCCUCCUCAGGACCAGCCUGGGGCCUCACCUGGGGGGAGAAUCCAGUGCCCGCAGGCCUGACCAUCUUUUGCUCGUUGCCAGGUUUGUGGCGGUUGCAUAGGUUCCCACGUGGGGAUUUCCAUGCUACUCUCAAAGAAAGGAGACUCGUCUGGCCUUGGAGUCAGGGCCUGGCCCAAUUCUGGUCUCCACUGGGCCCAUGUCACUGUCUCUCAAAGCCCCAUUUCCUUCUCUGAGAGCAGCCCUGCCACAGGGGGCAGCACGCGGCUCAGAUGCCACCACGGGUAGGAGUCCCCUGUCUACUCCCUGCAGCAAGUGUGCAAUAAAAUAAUUAAACAUGUCCCCUCA
Messenger RNA from Myotis myotis, 12614 nucleotides. It is a transcript of the gene LMAN2L, whose product is annotated as lectin, mannose binding 2 like. The record is from RefSeq and is a predicted model, not a curated record. The transcript has 9 exons. The coding region runs from base 1006 to 1920 and encodes 304 amino acids. Gene Ontology annotation, molecular function: D-mannose binding. Gene Ontology annotation, biological process: Golgi organization; endoplasmic reticulum to Golgi vesicle-mediated transport; endoplasmic reticulum organization. Lineage: Eukaryota; Metazoa; Chordata; Mammalia; Chiroptera; Vespertilionidae. Gene Ontology annotation, cellular component: COPII-coated ER to Golgi transport vesicle; endoplasmic reticulum membrane; endoplasmic reticulum-Golgi intermediate compartment.